AUGAGCUCCCUCAAUGUCUCCGAUUUUGCUGUAACCGCGGGGGCAGAUGAAUGGCAGCAGAAGGCGGCGGGGAUCUUUCGGGAUGCCGGUUUCUGCGUGAUUCUCAACGCCCUCAGUGAAUCAACAGCAUCUGACGUGCUGGAGAGCUGCCUCGACGCGGAGCGAAAGAUGUUGGAGCUGGAUCCUGAGAGGAUCGGGUGCCGCGACCCUGGUCGGUACAGCUUUGGGGCUGCCAGCCAGUCUGGCCACAUGCUUCAUUAUGAAGCAUGGUCACAGCUGCUGUCCUGUGAGGCUGUGCUGCAUGCGCUGCACGCGAUCUUUCCCGACGGAUUCUGCUUUUGUGGCGGCGGUGGUGACUUCGUCCUGGGAGAGACCCUGAACUAUCAAGCCCUGCACUCUGAUUUAGGGCCUGGCCGAGUUCCUUCCGAGCAUCGUUUGGAAAAUGCACCCCCCAAGAUCGCAGUGAACUUCACUGUGCAAGAAAUAGGCGCAGAGAAUGGGCCCAUGAGAGUCAUACCAGGCAAGAAGGUCAUCAGUGGGCAGCAAGACAUUCCUCCCAAGUUCGCAGAUGAACCUGAACGAUACAAGCAGUCCAAGCUUUUUCCGCUGCCGGCUGGUGCCGCAAUCAUUCGAGACCUGAGGUUGUGGCAUGGUGGUACUCCAAAUCUAAGUGCAGAGACACGCUUCUUGCCAAGUGUGGAGGCGUUCUCUGCCAAGUACGCGUCUUUCAUCUCCGGUCAGCAUGCAAGUGAAGGCUGGUGCCGGGCAUGCCAAUGGCACCACUGCAGCAUCCCUCUGAAAGAUCGGCGAUGCUGUUUACCCGAAUACCUUUUUCUCAAACUGCCGCCUGCAGUUCAAGCAGUCUGUUCGGCCAUACGCUCGCAGGACGCGGUUCCAACCGACUUUCGAGAGUUUGCCCACCUACGGCGCUCGUGGGAGGCAGGUGCCAGCUCAAGCCAGGUCUCGUCGAAGCCGAUGUGGCAACCUUGGCGGCACGAGAAGAGUUUGCCAAGUUCGAUGCCGAAGGCUCCAAAGCCUCUGAUAGAUGAUUGGAGCGGUAGGAGGAAAUGGCGUGGGAGAGUUGACUGGAACAGAUCCUGGAGCGAGGCCAGAAACUCCAGGCAGGAGUUCAAGGGAUAUGCUGCGACGAACAAGUCCAGCAAGCUGGAUCAUGAUGAAGCUGGGAACAAAGACAACCAGGUCAUUGCAAGUGUGCGGGGUGCAGCUGCAGCCAUCGCCGCUGUCGUUGCAAAGAGUGCUCGAGUUACGCUAGGUCUUGUCGUGUUGUAUCGAGCAACGAAAGUAUGGGCAGCGUUCCUUACAAUCUCUGAACGUUUUGUGACGGAUGCGAGUCGUAGUGCACUACGAGUUCUGCCGACGAUCGUGACUCGAAUUCUGGGCCGGCUUGCCGUCCUGAGGCGCCUGUAA
Messenger RNA from Symbiodinium natans, 1428 nucleotides. Lineage: Eukaryota; Dinophyceae; Suessiales; Symbiodiniaceae. The record is from the annotation of a GenBank genome assembly.